UAUAGACAAUAGCUAAGCAUCUUAUAUGCUAUCAGAGUCCCAAUAGGCAACAACAUAUUCGCUCCCUUGCUUUAUCAAUCUAACCUUAUCUUCCUCCCCUCCUUCUACUAGUUACUUUGUAUGUAUCCAACCCACAACAAUGACCUCAAUAUCAACAUCCACCCUCCCCACCAUCACCCGCUCCACCUUCAUCAACAGCACUUUCACCGAUCUCACCCCAUCCGAUACCAUCACCCGCAGCCAUCUCCGCGACGUAACUAUCACCUGCUCCGGCAGCAGAACCCCCACCAGCCUUCUCCGCUCCGCCCUAACAUCCUGCAUCGUCAAGCACUCAUCCACUUACCGCUCCAAGCUAAACCACACCACCCUCACUAACGCCAUUGUCUCCCGCACCGAAGCCACGCAUACCUCUUUCGACAUCUAUACUUACUCGCACCGGAGCACCCUUUCCAAUGCGAUUCUCCGCGAUCGCGCCUCUGUCAAGCGCAGCAAGGUGAAAGAUACUAGUUUGUUGGGCGGGAGUUCUCUCUGGCGGAGUAAUGUGUCCAAGUGUAUGAUUGCGGAUGGGUGUCGGGUGCAGCGGCGCAAAUUGGUGGAUUGUGAGGUGAUGUGUUGUGUGCUGGGGAAGAUGCAGAUUCCUGUUAAUGAGAAGAAGUUGGAUAGUAAGGAUGUGAAGUAUUGGUUGGAGGAAGAGAGCUCGGACGAAGAGGGGGCGAGGGAGAUGUCGCCGCCGCCGGCGUAUACGGCGUAGAGGUUGACGUUGGAAGCCCAUAUUGUGGUAAUUCGUUGUAUAUAGUACUGUCCCAUGGGUUCUACUGGUAACUUUUACGCUCUUUGAAGUCUUGCUGGCAUACACUAUUGCAACGGAG
Molecule: messenger RNA, 869 nt
Organism: Aspergillus neoniger CBS 115656
Lineage: Eukaryota; Fungi; Ascomycota; Eurotiomycetes; Eurotiales; Aspergillaceae
Exons: 3
Coding region: 140-751 (203 amino acids)
Source: RefSeq, a predicted model, not a curated record